This is a messenger RNA of Drosophila bipectinata, 827 nucleotides long. RefSeq names its product divalent-cation tolerance protein CutA. Lineage: Eukaryota; Metazoa; Arthropoda; Insecta; Diptera; Drosophilidae. The record is from RefSeq and is a predicted model, not a curated record. Gene Ontology annotation, biological process: response to metal ion. Gene Ontology annotation, molecular function: copper ion binding.
UAACCUCAGGCCAAAGUAUUUAUUUUUAUUAUAGAGAACUUUUUCAUUCCUCCCCACUUCAUUAAUCUCACAAUUAUAUUCCAAUCUUUUGAGCAAAGGGCACCAUUUUAAGUGGAAGCUUUUUAUGGCUGCGUGACAACCCUGCUUUGGUUUGUUUUGCUAUCUGAAUCUCAAUUUCGGCUGACUUGAAUUGCAUUGGCUUGUGCGUCUGUGCUUGGAUUGGGCAAAGUGCACGUUAAUGCAGUAUCUGGCCUGCGCAAGGUUUUUGCCCUCGAGCUGGGUAUUUGCACGCAACCUGUUAAUUGUCGCUAGCAGCGCCGCUUUCGUCACAAGCUGUUCGUCUUUCGCCGACACCAGACACCUUGCCGGAAUCUCCGCUUCCAAGAUGAGUAGCAACGACCAGACCUGUAAAUCGUCCUGCCCUGGGGCACCAUACCAGGCAGGCAGCAGCUCAGUGGCAUAUGUGACCACUCCGGACCAGGAGUCUGCCAAGAAGCUGGCCCGCGGCAUCAUCGAACGAAAACUGGCUGCUUGCGUGAACAUUGUGCCGCAAAUCGAGUCCAUAUACAUGUGGGAGGGCAAGGUCAACGAAGACAGCGAGUACCUGCUGAUGAUCAAGACGCGCACCCAACGAAUCGACGAGCUGAGCAAGUACGUCCGGGAGAAUCACCCGUACAGCGUGGCCGAGGUCAUCUCCCUGCCCAUCCAGAACGGCAAUCCGCCGUACUUGAAGUGGAUCGAGCAGACAGUGCCGGAAAAGGCUGAGAACAAAGACUAAUUUAACUUAGCAUGAAAAUAAAGGGUUAAUUUUAACCGAAAAAUGUAAA